Molecule: messenger RNA, 2675 nt
Organism: Suillus subaureus
Lineage: Eukaryota; Fungi; Basidiomycota; Agaricomycetes; Boletales; Suillaceae
Product: P-loop containing nucleoside triphosphate hydrolase protein
Exons: 10
Coding region: 1-2490 (829 amino acids)
Biological process (GO): translational elongation
Cellular component (GO): ribonucleoprotein complex; cytosol
Molecular function (GO): translation elongation factor activity; GTP binding; ribosome binding
Source: RefSeq, a predicted model, not a curated record
AUGAUUCGUGGGCUCAUGGACAAGCCCACGAACAUCCGUAACAUGUCCGUUAUUGCCCACGUCGAUCACGGAAAGUCCACCCUCACCGACUCCCUCGUUUCAAAAGCCGGUAUCAUUGCUGCAUCAAAAGCUGGUGACAUGCGGUUUACGGACACACGAGAUGAUGAAAAGGAGCGUGGUAUCACGAUUAAAUCGACAGCCAUCUCCAUGUACUUUGAAAUGGACAAGGACGAUGUCGACACCAUUAAGCAGAAGACCGAAGGCAACGAGUUCUUGAUCAACUUGAUCGAUUCACCAGGUCACGUCGACUUCUCAUCGGAAGUCACAGCUGCUCUCCGUGUCACUGACGGUGCUCUCGUUGUCGUCGACUGUAUCGAAGGUGUCUGCGUGCAGACAGAGACGGUGCUUCGUCAAGCACUUACGGAGCGUAUUAAACCCGUCGUUAUCAUCAACAAGGUUGACCGUGCUCUACUUGAGCUCCAAGUUUCAAAAGAGGAUUUGUAUCAGUCGUUCCAGCGUACCAUCGAGACGGUCAACGUCAUUGUUUCGACUUACCAUGACGCUGCCCUUGGUGACGUCCAGGUCUACCCAGACAAGGGUACCGUUGCUUUCGGUUCAGGUCUCCAUGGAUGGGCUUUCACCCUCCGCCAGUUCGCUGGUCGCUACGCUAAAAAGUUUGGUGUGCCUAAAGACAAGCUUUUGGCUAAGCUUUGGGGUGAUAACUACUUCAACCCUGCUACUCGCAAGUGGGGUACGAAGAACUCCGAUGCCGAUGGCAAACCUCUUGAACGGUCUUUCAACAUGUUCGUCCUUGAACCCAUCUUCAAGAUUUUCGAUGCCGUCAUGAACUUCAAGAAGGACCAGAUCGGUCCCAUCUGCGAGAAGCUCGAUGUCAAGCUGACGUCUGACGAGCAAGAUCUUGAGGGCAAGGCUCUCCUCAAGGUUGUCAUGCGCAAGUUCUUGCCCGCUGGUGACUCCCUCCUGGAGAUGAUAAUCAUCAACCUUCCUUCCCCCGCCUACUGCUCAACGUUACCGUGUCCCAUGGAUGACGAGUCUGCCAUUGGUAUCAGGGACUGUGACCCCAAGGCCCCCCUUGUGCUCUACGUCUCAAAAAUGGUGCCCACUUCAGAUAAGGGACGCUUCUACGCCUUCGGUCGUGUGUUCUCCGGUACCGUUCGUUCUGGCCCCAAGAUCCGCAUCCAAGGCCCCAACUUCGUGCCUGGAAAGAAGGAAGACUUGUUCGUCAAGUCGGUUCAGCGCACGGUGCUCAUGAUGGGUCGUUACGUCGAGCCCAUUGAAGAUUGUCCUGCCGGUAACAUCGUUGGUCUCGUCGGUAUUGACCAGUUCUUACUCAAGAGCGGAACUCUCACCACCUCUGAGACUGCACACAACAUGAGGGUCAUGAAGUUCUCCGUGUCCCCUGUCGUGCAGGUUGCUGUUGAGGUCAAGAACGCUUCAGAUUUGCCCAAGCUUGUCGAAGGUCUCAAGCGUCUGUCGAAGUCUGACCCCUGUGUCCAGGCUUGGAUUGCUGAGACCGGUGAGCACAUUGUCGCUGGUGCCGGUGAGUUACACUUGGAAAUUUGCUUGAAGGAUCUCCAAGAAGACCAUGCUGGUGUUCCUCUCAAGAUAUCUGACCCUGUUGUUGGCUACCGUGAGACUGUCAAGGCCGAGUCUUCAAUUGUGGCCUUGUCCAAGUCGCAGAAUAAACACAACCGUCUCUAUGCCAAGGCAAUGCCUCUCGAUGAGGAGCUCACCAAAGCUAUCGAAGCUGGUACCGUUAACUCCCGCGACGAUUACAAAGCCCGUGCUCGUAUCCUCGCUGAUGACUUCUCUUGGGAUGUCACUGAUGCAAGGAAGAUCUGGUGUUUCGGUCCCGAUACCACUGGCCCCAACUUGCUCGUCGAUGUUACCAAGGGUGUGCAGUACCUCAACGAAAUCAAGGACUCUUGCGUUGCUGCCUUCCAGUGGGCAACGAAGGAGGGUGUCUGCGCUGAAGAGAACAUGCGUGGUAUCCGCUUCAACGUUCUUGAUGUCACUCUGCACGCUGAUGCUAUCCAUCGUGGCGGUGGACAAAUCAUUCCUACGUGCCGUCGUGUCUGCUACGCUGCAUGUUUGCUUGCUACCCCUGGUCUCCAGGAGCCGGUGUACCUCGUCGAGAUCCAAUGUCCUGAGAAUGCCAUCGGUGGUAUCUACAGCGUAUUGAACAGGCGUCGUGGCCAGGUCUUCAGUGAAGAGCAGAGGCCAGGAACGCCUAUGUUCACCGUCAAGGCGUACCUCCCUGUCAUGGAGUCCUUCGGUUUCAACAGUGAUCUUCGCUCACAAACAGCCGGCCAAGCCUUCCCUCAGAGUGUGUUCGAUCACUGGGAGCUCAUGAACGGAUGUCCUCUCGACAAGGGCAGCAAGAUCGAAGAGCUCGUCAGGGGCAUUCGUGUGCGCAAGGGUCUCAAGCCCGAAAUUCCAGCUCUCGACCACUACUACGACAAGCUGUAAAGUUAUUGUACGAAAGUGCUCACUACCAAACUUCUGGAAUCCGUUCCUUGUAGCCAUUCAUAUUUCACUAAAUCCAAUUGUUGUACUCUUGUAUGCUUGAUGAUUUGGACGCCUAUACCUAAUAGUCACAUGGCAAUUGCUGAGAAUGUUGGUGAGGCGACACUGCAUGAUUCACAUCCCUCGGA